This is a messenger RNA of Ceratotherium simum simum (southern white rhinoceros), 1100 nucleotides long. Lineage: Eukaryota; Metazoa; Chordata; Mammalia; Perissodactyla; Rhinocerotidae. The record is from RefSeq and is a predicted model, not a curated record.
UGAUCAUCUGGGCUGUGAUCCUCAAACACGGUUCUCUGUCCCUCCUAAUAUCAAACAGUGGAUUGCUUUGCUGCAGAGGGGAAAUUGCACAUUUAAAGAGAAAAUAUCACGGGCUGCUUUCCACAAUGCAGUUGCUGUAGUCAUCUACAAUAAUAAAUCCAAAGAGGAGCCAGUCACCAUGACUCAUCCAGGCACUGGAGAUAUUAUUGCUGUCAUGAUUACAGAGUUGAGGGGUAAGGAUAUUUUGAGUUAUCUGGAGAGAAACAUCUCUGUACAAAUGACAAUAGCUGUCGGAACACGAAUGCCGCCAAAGAACUUCAGCCGAGGCUCUCUAGUCUUCGUGUCAAUAUCCUUUAUUGUUUUGAUGAUUAUUUCUUCAGCAUGGCUCAUAUUCUACUUCAUCCAGAAGAUCAGGUACACAAAUGCACGCGACAGGAACCAGCGUCGUCUUGGAGAUGCAGCAAAGAAAGCCAUCAGCAAAUUGACAACCAGAACGGUAAAAAAGGGUGAUAAGGAAACAGACCCAGACUUUGAUCAUUGUGCAGUCUGCAUAGAGAGCUAUAAGCAGAAUGAUGUUGUCCGGAUUCUCCCCUGCAAGCAUGUUUUCCACAAAUCGUGCGUGGAUCCCUGGCUUAGUGAACAUUGUACCUGUCCUAUGUGCAAACUUAAUAUUUUGAAGGCUCUAGGAAUUGUGCCAAAUUUGCCAUGUACUGAUAACGUAGCAUUUGACAUGGAAAGGCUCACCAGAACCCAAGCGGUUAACCGAAGAUCAGCCCUGGGUGACCUUGGCAGCGACAGCUCCCUUGGCCUUGAGCCACUUCGAACUUCGGGGAUCUCGCCUCUUCCUCAGGAUGGGGAGCUCACGCCCAGAGCGGGGGAGAUCAACAUUGCAGUAACAAAAGAGUGGUUUAUUAUUGCCAGUUUUGGCCUCCUCAGUGCCCUCACGCUCUGCUACAUGAUCAUCAGAGCCACAGCUAGCUUGAAUGCUAAUGAGGUAGAAUGGUUUUGAAGAAGAAAAAAACUGCUUUCUGACUGAUUGCCUUGAAGGAAAAAAGAACCUAUUUUUGUGCAUCAUUUACCAAUCAUGCCACACAAGCGUU